AUGCUAGGCUCAGAAAUAUAACUGAAUAUACCUACAAGUCUAGAUUAAUCAGUCAGUUAAUAGAAUCAAUCUUUCAUUUCUGCAACUGAUCAAGAUUUAUUGCCUAGCUAAAAGGAUGUUAUAAGUUUGAGACAAUACUAAAUAGACACUUUUCAAAAUAUCUCAUAAAUUAUUGAUAAAGAUGAAAGUCCCAAUAAAAACCUACAGGACAACUAAUUAAAUAACACAAAUGGAGGUGGGAGAAACCCUUUCAAAUUGCUUGGGUUGUUAAAUGAGACUGAAAAAAGAGGUAGCACCUUUUUUGGAUCAUCAAUAAAAAAGGAAGGCACAAGAUCUUACAUGUUAAAAAGUAAACCACCUAAAGAAAAGCUUAGUAGGAAAGAGAGAAUAAAGCAAUUUCUACUUAAUUUACUACCCAGAGGAUUAAAGUCUUUGAAGAAUGUCAAUGAUAAGGAUCAAUAUAAUGUCUAUAACAUAGUUAAGAAAAGGGAAAUUUUGAAAGCAAAAAUUAUGUUAAAUCACAUAGCUGGGGCAGUCUUUGGACUUGGACAUGGAUGGUUGUAAUUCAAUGAAAAUAGAAUAUAUGAGGAGUCCUAGCUAAAAUCCUUUUAGGGAGUAUUGACUAAAGUUUCUGAUUCAAAGUAAUCAUAGAUUUUUAUCAUGAGAGUAACUGGCAUGAUAAUCGCUGCAUUUUUAGUGUUUAGUGUGGUAAAGCACUACCAAUAUGAUCUCUAAAUGAAAAAGAUAAUAAAUGGAGGUUUCUCGUAUCCAUCCAUAUGGAAUCCUGACUAUAAAAUUUUUCUUGUAAUUGAGAUAGUGAUUUGCUGCGUAUUUAUUCCUCCAGGAUUGAAUGGUAUUCUUACUUUCAACACAAACGGAGGAACAGUUAGUUAUAGCGUCGAUAUGAUUUUUACUAGUCUCACAUUAUUCAAAGGAUAUCUAGUAACGAGAGUGUAUUAGCAUAUCUCAAUCUGGACUAACUAUGAAGCCAAGAGAAUAUCAAACAGAUUAGGAGUAUAAACAGAUGAAAUUUUUGGCUUGAAGUCUGAUAUAAAUAACUAUAAUUUUAUGGGAUUACUCUUGGUUGCAACUGCCUUAAUAAUAUACAUUUCAGCUUUCCUUUUUGGCUUUGAAAGAAAUUACUAUAACUCUGAGCUUACGGAUAUUCAUUGGUAUGAAUUCAUGCGCUUCUACAUUAAUCAGGUUUGGUUGUAAAUUGAAACCUUUUUCGGUGUUGGAUAUGGUGAGGGAUAUCCAGCGACUAUUCCUGGUAGAACAAUCAUAAUAAUUAGUUGUCUUGGAAGUCAAUAUUUGCUGUCAAUAUUAGUGUGCAUCGUGUUUUCUUGGGCAAAGUUUAGACCAUAAGAAGCUAGUGCAUAUUAAAUACUUUUGUAAAAGACAAAUAAAUACAGAGCUCAGGAAAGUGCUAAAGAUGUCAUAGUUUAGGCCCUAAGAUUAAAAAAGUUUCAAUAUUAAGUUUACAGUCCUAACAGAUACUUACAUAAAAUGAGAAGAAAGUUAGCUAAAAAGAUUGAAUAAACUAAGCAGUUAGCAGCAUAAGUACCAAAAUUAACGGAGAAAAUGCAAAAGCUAAGAGAAUAAAAUAAACAAAAUUCUAAGAAGCUUAAGACUAUUGCAGAUAUGUCUGAAAAUGUUAUGGAAUUCUUUAUUUAGUAGAAUAAUACCAUUAUGCGAUCUCAAUUAAAGAAAUAAAUUGCUAGAAACUGA
Messenger RNA from Stylonychia lemnae, 1728 nucleotides. The record is from the annotation of a GenBank genome assembly. Lineage: Eukaryota; Ciliophora; Spirotrichea; Sporadotrichida; Oxytrichidae.